Molecule: messenger RNA, 975 nt
Organism: Racocetra fulgida
Lineage: Eukaryota; Fungi; Glomeromycota; Glomeromycetes; Diversisporales; Gigasporaceae
Source: the annotation of a GenBank genome assembly
AUGUCAACUCCAUAUAAAAGUUUUCCUUUCAUAUCAUCUAUUAUAUCACCACCACCAUCUCCUAAAAAAUAUCCGAUCAUUCUUCCUCCUCUGAAAUUUCCUUUUGAAUUUAGAAAUGAUGAUACCGUCGAUUCUACAUCUCUUGAAUCGGCAAAGCAACAAAAUGCAGUUGAAAAUUCUUUUCUCCCUCCUAUAAAACAACAAAGUAAAUACCGGAUGCGUUUAUUAGAUGCUCCGACUGAUCUCUUGGACUAUAUUGAAAAAUCGAAACCAACAACUCGAACUCCACCAUCACAUUGUCUUUCUAGAUUCUCUUUGUCUAACGCAAAGUCUUCUCCCCUUGAGUUGAAUCAUGUAGCUCCUCCGUUAACUCUUGGUGGUAACAUUUCAUCAUAUCCUAUUGCGAUGCCUAUUAAUCAAGAUAAAAAUGAUCUAACCACUCAUAAGAUCUCGGCUGGUCGUAAUCGAAAUACUCGUAAGAAUCCUUAUCCUCUUAGAGCACCUACUAUGAGUUCUCCAGGAAUAACCUUUAAAGUUGAUAUGUACACACCCGUUUUAAAAGAUCCUUUGGCGAUUUUACGCAGUAAUGAAGAACCUAAAAAUAAUACUAGUACAUCAGAAUUUUUUGGAAUGUUGUCUCCACCAGCAUCUGAACAAUGCGAAUCACAACCUUCUUCUCCUCCAGCUGAAGAUGCAAACUUUAAAAUUCAAGAGUCAAAUUCAUUACCAGUUCGUCAAUUAUUACCAAGAAAACCUAAACGUCCCAAGAACACUCAAACCAAGCGUUCAGUUCGAAUACCUCCACCACCUUCAAUGCAAUUUGACGAAUUAAUGUCUAGCAUCAAUGCGCUUAGUCUCGACACUAGUAUUUUAGAAAAGAUGUCACCAGAAAUUACUUGGAAGGGUCAACCGUUAUCUAUCGCACAUUUACCUCAUUAUGAUGCUUUACAUCCUACAGAAGCACAUGUGGUAUCU